Molecule: messenger RNA, 1023 nt
Organism: Lottia gigantea (owl limpet)
Lineage: Eukaryota; Metazoa; Mollusca; Gastropoda; Lottiidae
Exons: 6
Coding region: 51-536 (161 amino acids)
Source: RefSeq, a predicted model, not a curated record
CCUUGAAUUCGCCGCCACCAUGAUGUUGCUAUAUUUAGAACAUUGGGAACAUGGCUGCCAUUGGGUUGAAGACUGGGUUGGCGACAGCAGCAACUGGGUUGAUCAUGGGGUUAGCCAUGGGAUUGAUCAUGGGGUUAAGCAUUGGAGGUACAAAUGGCAUGAUUGGAAAAGCUGACAUAGCUACGAUUAAACAGAACAUAACGACAACAAUUUUCAUCAUUUUGGUAGAUUUUUUUUUAUCUGAAAUGAGAAGAUGCUUAUAUGAUAAUAUAUCACCAAGUGCAAACAAUUGGAGGGUUAUAGCCAAGAAGUAUAAUUUAAAGAUCCAAAAAAAAUCUACCAAAAUGAUGAAAAUUGUUAUCGUUAUGUUCUGUUUAAUCGUAGCUAUGUCAGCUUUUCCAAUCAUGCCAUUUGUACCUCCAAUGCUUAACCCCAUAAUCAAUCCCAUGGCUAACCCCAUGAUCAACCCAGUUGCUGCUGUCGCCAACCCAGUCUUCAACCCAAUUAUGAGAAUGGGAAUGGGAAUGAUGUUCUAAAUUUAGUAACAAAAUAGUGUCGGCUACUGUCAAGAAAGUUUAUUUUGAAUUCAAUCAACAGAGAAAUAUAUUUACAGAGAUCAUCUAGUUAUUUUCAAAUAAAAUUCUAUUUUUUAUUAACUUUCUUCACAGAUACACAGUCAUACCUGUUACCAAAAAAAAAUCUACCAAAAUGAUGAAAAUUGUUAUCGUUAUGUCCUGUUUAAUCGUAGCUAUAUCAGCUUUUCCAAUCAUGCCAUUUGUACCUCCAAUGCUUAACCCCAUGAUCAAUCCCAUGGCUAACCCCAUGAUCAACCCAGUUGCUGCUGUCGCCAACCCAGUCUUCAACCCAAUUAUGAGAAUGGGAAUGGGAAUGAUGUUCUAAAUUUAGUAACAAAAUGGUGGCGGCUACUGUCAAGGAAGUUUAUUUUGAAUUCAAUCAACAGAGAAAUAUAUUUACAGAGAUCAUCUAGUUAUUUUAAAUAAAAUUCUAUUUUUUAUAACUUUA